Messenger RNA from Trypanosoma theileri, 921 nucleotides. RefSeq lists its product as uncharacterized. The transcript has a single exon. Bases 1 to 921 code for a protein of 306 amino acids. The record is from RefSeq and is a predicted model, not a curated record. NCBI's taxonomy places the organism in Eukaryota, Euglenozoa, Kinetoplastea, Trypanosomatida, Trypanosomatidae.
AUGAAUCCCAUUACAUCAUUAUUCACACGACGCAGUUUGAAUCGAUGGCGAAUUGUGGAACUUGUCCUUACCGGCCUUACUGCAGUAGCGGCAUCGCUGCUCAUUGUGUUUGUUCCCGCCGCCCGUGUUUAUUGCGGUAUGGCGUUAACACUAUCCGUCAUUAUCGUUCUUCGGCUUUGGCGACUGUUGCCAAGUGACCGGCGGCGUGUUUGGCGGGAAUCACACAAAUUGGCUGAUAAGAUGCUGAGAGAGCGACAAGGAACAACAAUAGCCGCAACUACACCGGCUGCAGAUGUGGAGAUGCGGCCGUUGGUGGCUCAAUCUAUGCAGCCAGCAGCCACUAUGCAGUUCUCUGCGAUAUCACCAUCGCAGCAGAUAUUGAUGGGCUCUAUGCUUUCACCACAGCAACAACAAGCCAUGAUUGCGGCUUCUGUGCUCUCACAAUUACAACAACAACAACAACAAUCAAUAUUGGCUGCUUCUAUGAUACCACAAUUACAACAGGCAAUGAUGGCUGCUUCCAUAAUGCCACAGUAUCAACAACAACAACAACAAUUACAAUCAAUGAUGGCUGCUUCUAUGAUGCCGCAAUAUCAACAGCAACAACAACAGCCAAUGAUGGCUGCUUCUAUGAUGCCACCGUAUCAACAACAGCAACAACAACAAUUACAAUCAAUGAUGGCUGCUUCUAUGAUGCCGCAGUAUCAACAGCAACAACAACAGCCAAUGAUGGCUGCUUCUAUGAUGCCGCAGUAUCAACAGCAACAACAACAGCCAAUGAUGGCUCCCAUGUCUUCACAAUCACAACGUAAUUACAUUGGAUCACAUGUCUCUCAAAUGGUGGCUCCAGAUGUUGGGGGAGAAGGCAAUGUGCUUCCGAAACCCUUCGUUAAUGUCAAACCUACGAUGCAGUUUGGUUGA